This is a messenger RNA of Drosophila miranda, 5026 nucleotides long. RefSeq names its product calcitonin gene-related peptide type 1 receptor (gene hec). Bases 388 to 1902 code for a protein of 504 amino acids. NCBI's taxonomy places the organism in Eukaryota, Metazoa, Arthropoda, Insecta, Diptera, Drosophilidae. Gene Ontology annotation, cellular component: plasma membrane. The record is from RefSeq and is a predicted model, not a curated record. Gene Ontology annotation, molecular function: calcitonin receptor activity. Gene Ontology annotation, biological process: cell surface receptor signaling pathway; adenylate cyclase-modulating G protein-coupled receptor signaling pathway. The transcript has 10 exons.
CUUGCCACUAGAACGCGCUGCCGCACGGUCGGCAUCUGAGACAAGCCGCAUCUGUGCCAGAUAAAAGUUCACUUUUUUGCGCCUUUUUCUUCCGUUUUAUUUAUUUAUUUUUUUGUGGUAUUUUUUGUACAUUACGUGCGAUAGACAGUAAACGGAAUUUCUGAUUGAAUAAAUGAAACCGGCAGGUGUCCGAAGAACAUGUAGAAAAACUCAAAUGGUUUUGAUGUUUCCUGCUUUCACCUAUCUCUAUAUUUGUUAAUUGUGAUGAAGUGAAAACGAACUAGAAUUUUUGAAUAUCGUGUGUUAAUUCACAUGAAAAUAUUUCAAGAAUUCGCCGCAGCAGAAUUCACAGCAGGAGACACACUCUGGUUUCACCAGCUUUGAGAUAUGACAACAGUUUCCCACUUUGAGACGCCCCCAAUGGAGCCCAUGGAGUCCUCGGCCUCCUCAUCGCCAGAUCAAGCGCAGCCCCAGGAUAAUCUGCGCAUAUUUUUAAAGCAUUUGUAUGCUGAGUGCGUCUAUCGCUACCAGAACGACACAUACGACGAGGACUCUACGGUACCGGCAACAGACUAUGAGGUGGAGGUGCCGGAAAACUUCAGUCCGGUGCCACGAUAUCUGGAGAACGUCGUGCUCAACGAGGGCAGCAUUGAUAUGCAGAGUGUGGACGAAGCGUCGGCAGCCAAUAACGAGCUCUAUGCCACCAUCCUUACCGCCACAAUGGCAACGAAUCUGGAAGAGCACCAGAGGCAGCAGCAGCAGGCGAAUCUCGGCGACAAGAACACCACCAGCCUCUUUUGUCCUCUGAACUUCGAUGGAUAUCUCUGCUGGCCCCGCACCCCGGCUGGCACCGUAUUGAGUCAAUAUUGUCCCGAUUUCGUGGAGGGAUUCAGCAGAAGAUUUUUGGCCCACAAGACCUGCCUGGAGAACGGUUCGUGGUUCCGUCAUCCAGUGAGCAAUCUAACCUGGUCCAAUUAUACCAACUGUGUGGACUACGAGGACCUGGAGUUCCGUCAGUUCAUUAACGAGCUUUAUGUAAAGGGCUAUACCCUCUCCCUUCUGGCCCUUCUCAUAUCAAUCAUUAUAUUCCUGGGCUUCAAAUCCUUACGCUGCACCCGCAUUCGUAUUCAUGUCCAUUUGUUCGCCUCGCUGUCAUGCACUUGUGUGGCCUGGAUCCUUUGGUACCGUCUGGUGGUGGAAAGGCCCGAGUUCAUAGCCGAAAGCCCGCUCUGGUGCAUUGGUCUCCAUCUCGUCGUCCAUUACUUCAUGCUGGUCAACUAUUUCUGGAUGUUCUGUGAGGGUCUACACCUGCACUUGGUUCUCGUUGUGGUCUUUGUCAAGGACACGAUUGUUAUGCGCUGGUUCAAAAUCAUCAGCUGGCUCUCCCCGAUUCAUGUGGCGCUAGUCUAUGGCGCGGCACGGCACUACAGCAGCACGGACAAUGAACACUGCUGGAUCAAUGACAGCCUCUUUUUGUGGAUCUUCUCCGUGCCAAUAACUCUCUCUCUUCUGGCCAGCUUCAUCUUUCUCAUCAAUGUGCUGCGGGUAAUUGUAAGGAAGCUGCAUCCACAGUCAGCCCAGCCCGCUCCCCUGGCCAUCCGCAAGGCCGUGCGGGCCACUAUCAUUCUGGUGCCGCUUUUCGGACUGCAGCACUUCUUGCUACCCUACCGUCCUGAUGCCGGGACCCAACUGGAUCGAUUCUAUCAGCUGCUCUCCGUCGUCCUGGUCAGCUUACAGGGCUUCGUCGUCUCGUUCCUGUUUUGCUUCGCCAAUCACGAUGUCACAUUCGCCAUGCGCACGCUCCUCAACAAAUGGGUGCCCACUUUGGUGGCGGCACCGCCGGCUGGGAGUAAUACUGGACAAUUGGCCACAACCACGCCCAGCCGUGAACUGGGCGUGUAAGGUAUACCGGACUAGCAACAGCAUCCCAAGAGUCCGAGUCCAACGGAGUACCCCGGAGAUAAUGGCAGACCAGAGAUUUUGAGUUUUUAUGCUCAGGGUCUUGGAGAUUGUCAGAAAAUCGUUUGCCUCUUAGCAUUAUAAACGACUUGUCGCUUUCUUUCUAUCGCAAUCUUUCUGUUAUUGAAUAUCUGAAUCUAUCGUUUCUAAUAUCAUAAAACAGCAUUUAUUGUUUCAAUUUAAUCUUUCAAAUCUACUUUUUCCUAAAGUCUGAGAUAUGAUUAUAUUGAAGAAAGAUCUUUAAUAAUAAAUUUAAGAUCUAUUGAUUUUUCAUUUCAGCAUUUUUUGAUUCCCCUUUGAGUAAAAAGUAUUCGGGAAACAAGAAGUUGAUUGUCUUAUGUACCCAACCAAAUAUACCUAUAUCUUUGUAGAUGACUCAAAAGGUUCUCAUUCAAAACCAAUACGAUUUUAAAUCAUAUAAUAUGAUGCGUAAUACCAACCCAGAGAGGACCUACUUAGGCAAUUGCCAAGGGAUGCCUCUAAAAUACAUACGUACUCAAGUGUACCUCAAGAAACAAAUGCUAUCUUAUAAUUCUAUUAUAAACGAUAAAGAUAUAUGUACAUGUACACAAUGUUAUGUCACUGUAGUCGUGAUUUACUUAUGACAAAUAUAUCCACUUUAAAAACACAUACUCAAGCACUCUAACGUACUGAAUAAACUUACAGAGUUUAUCUAUCACCAAAAUGACUUUAACAGUUGGAGGAAGGGUAUUCUUUGGACGAAAUGAAGAAAAAUCUGUUUUUGGUAAUUAUUUUGUUCGUUCAUUUUUAUUUCAUUUUUUUUUUUUAGUUUUUCAUCGUUUAUAUUUUAGAUACCAUUGCUUGCCGGCGUUUUUGCUUUUUGUUUUUCAUUUGGAUUAUUUGUUCCUUUUUUGUUUAUGAUAGAGCAAAAGAGCGUUGAACAAAACUAAUACAUACAAUAAAAUACAAAUGGAAUAAUAAUUAUACAUACAUUUAUAUAAUUUAUACGUAUGAGUAUAGUAAAAUUUACGUUCUUCUUUCUUAAGAUUUCGAUUUGGUUUUUGUUUUGGUUUUUUGCAAUAUAAGUUAUAUAAUAAUAUGCAUCUAAAUUUGUUUGUCCCCUCUGUAUCCUUCCAAUUGUGUAACUGUGUUUCUUUUUGUUAGUUAGCUAUAUCUAUGGUAUAUACAUACAGAAAUAUGCGACUAUCCAUAGACCUUAGACCAUAUGUAAAUACUUUAAAUGAGAACUUUAGCUGAUGCUUUUUUGGGUGUUGGAUGUGUGAUUGUGUUGGAGGAGGAGGAGGUGGUAGUACAAAUAAGUCUCAAGUCCUACUCGUUGGCUACGAAUACAAUAUCGAAAUGUAUUAAUGAGGCAUAUACGUAAAUUAAUGUAAGUACAUAGAUAUACGGUAUGUGGUUAACUAAUUGGGUAAGUAUAAUAAAUAUGUGCUGGCCUCAGAUCUACACAAAAGUAUAUUUGGGGUUAUGCAUAUAGUAUGAUACGCUAUAGACAAUCAUAAUUAGCAUACAUAAUAAAAUAGACAAUAGAUAAUUAAGCUUGGAGUUUAGUUCUGUUGGUUUUUCCAUUUAUUUUGUGGAUGUUUCUGUUGCAUACGUAUCGUUUUUACAUAUAUGUUCUAUGAAUGGGGUUUGCUUAUAUAUGUGUGUAACGGUUUCCAAUUUUCUUAUGCACAAAAUUGGUUUAAAUAUUUUCGUCACUUUCGUUUUUCAUUAGUUUAUUUUAAACCUCUAUUCUUUGGGCGCGUUCCGUUGACUGGCGGCUACGUAUAUUUUUAACUUUAUUCCUGUUUUUUAUUUUCUCAACUUAUUGAUCAAAUUUUUGCAAAUUAUUCAACAUUUUUCUAUUCUGUUUUCGAUUUAAUUUUUCUUAUAUUUUACAUUGUAAGCAGUUCUACUACCUAUGAGGAGUUCCAGUUCCGUUAACUGCUCACACUGCUUAUGGGCCAAGCAGACAACUGCUCAUACCGCUUGGCCACAGUUUACCGUGUAGUUUUGCCUUUAGAGGGUAUUUGGUUUUGAAUUUUACUGAUUUUUUGUGCUUGCUUUGGCCUGUUCUCCUCUUGAUCUCUAUUUUCCCACAGUUAAAUCUUUUCCUAUAGACUAACUUGAACUUUUUGUUUUCGCUAAUCUACAUGCAAUUUUGUCACUGUGAAAAUGAACAAUAUACUUCCUCUUUCUGCUCCAUUAGCACAGAUUGUUAGAUUGUAUCAAUGAAAUCGCCUUACGUGACUAGAUUUUAGUGUAUAUCAAUAAAAAUGUUGGAAGUUAAUGUUUUGUUUAGAAUCGGGAGGCGUUGGUAAUAGCAAUUUUUUUCUCAUAUUUUUCUUUAUCUGCAUCUGAUUUUCUUUGAAAUUUCGUAGCUUCAAACUCUCUGACUUUGUAUUGCUCUUGUUUGGGGGGUAUUUCUCUAUCCAUAUAAGUAGACACUUAUGUAGGUAUGUAUAUAUGUAUAUAUAUAUAUAUAUAUUUCUAUAUGUAUAUAUAUAUAUAUAGUUUCAUAAAUAUGUAUUUGUUGUAUUUAACUUUUAAAUGCAUUUCAUGCUUAGUUGAUGAUUUUCAUUGUUGGGUUCGGUUUUAGGCAUGCCUUUUGCCGUUUCUUUUUCGCUCUAUUGUAGUUUUAUUAAAACUUAACUUGAAGAACAUCCAAAAUUCGACUGCGUGUUUUCAUGUUUGUAUAAUAAUGGAACCAAUAAACUGUACUUAUAUUCGUUAGUUAAUAAAUUUUUAGGUAAAUGGUAUAGAAAGCACUUAUGCAUGCAAACUCUGUGAAUGAAUGUGACCCGAGUCGCUGAGUUUCGAUUUGUACAUCUCCGUUCCGUUCACGUUUCCGUCGUGUCAAGUCCGGUUACAAGUCCAAGUCUGGGUCCUAGCUACUUCAGUAUUUGACUCGUGCCACAUUUUAAUAUUGCUUUUGUGAAUGACACACACUUUCACACGCAGAACCCUGAUCGGGGCUGCCUGCGAUGCGGCGGUUAAUAUUUGAGUAUACUUAUGGGUCAUAUUCGAUUAUCUCUUGAGUAAUCCACAUUGCUUAUACUGCUGAAUAUUGUAUUGAGUAUUAGGUAUCUAGUCACCGGGUGAGAGG